UUUGUGAAAGCUGUGAUGGAGGAAAAAAGUGGCAUGUCCAACAUCAACCCUAAAUGGAGGAAAGUGAAGGUCACUGUGACCGUGAAGCAAAGUGGUGGUGGACUCCUAACAAAUCUUGUUGAAGGUGGUGUUCAAGGGAUUGAACACUUCAUCGGGAAAACUCUUGUUUUGGAGCUUCUCAGCAAUGAUCUAGAUUCGAAAACAAAGUUAGAGAAAAAGACAAAAAAAGGUGAUGCACAGAAGAGUAAAGAAGAGAAUGAUGAGGUGCAGUAUGAGGCAACGUUUAAGUUAGAAGAAGAGUUCGGGAAAGUGGGCGCUGUUUUGGUUGAAAAUGAACUCAGCAAGGAGAUGUUUUUGAAGAGCAUAGUGUUGGAUGGCUUCCCAGAUGGCCCUUUGCAUGUCACAUGUAAUUCAUGGCUUCAACCAAACCAUCACACUCCUGUCAAGAGAGUAUUCUUUACUGACAAGUCAUAUUUGCCGUCACAAACACCAAGAGGAUUGAGAAGGUUGAGAGAAGAAGCCUUGAAUCAACUAAGAGGAAAUGGAGAAGGAGAACGCAAGAGCUCUGACAAAAUAUACGAUUAUGAUGUCUACAAUGAUCUUGCAGAUCCUGAUUCUAACCUUAACCUCAAAAGACCUGUUCUUGGUGCCUCCAAACAAUAUCCAUAUCCAAGAAGGUGUCGAACUGGUCGAAAGCACACUGAUUCAGACCCAUCUACUGAGAAGAGAAGUUCAAGCUUCUACGUUCCUCGUGACGAUGCAUUUUCUGAUACAAAAGAGUCACAGUUCACAAUGAACACAAUAAGCUCAGGAAUCAGUGCAGUUUUAGAAUCCUUAGAUGCAAUUCUCACUGACCAAGAUCUUGGAUUUCGAAGCUUCGAAGACAUAGACACGAUCUACAAAGAAGGUUUUCACUUGCCAGCUCUUAAAGACAGUGGUCUAAAUUUCCUCCAAAGUUUAAUUCCCAGGUUGAUCAAGGUUGCUAAUGAUAGCCAGAACCUUCUGCGCUUUGAUACCCCAGAAACAGUUAAAAGGGACAGAUUCUUUUGGUUUUCAGAUGAGGAGUUUGCUAGGGAGACUUUGGCUGGAGCGAACCCACAAAACAUCCGAUUGGUCAAGGAAUGGCCUCUGAGAAGUAAACAUGAAUCCCAAAUCUAUGGUCCACCAGAAUCAGCUUUCACUGCAGAAGUCAUAGAGCCACAAAUAAUUGGUUAUGGCACAAUAGAAGAGGCCAUUAGAGAGAAGAAGUUGUACAUGUUAGACUAUCAUGAUUUAUUCUUACCAUACGUAAGCAAAGUGAGAGAGAUUGAGGGAACCACGCUCUAUGGGUCAAGGACGCUAUUCUUCCUCACCAAACAAGGCACAUUGAAGCCACUGGCUAUUGAACUCACAAGGCCACCUAUGGAUGGUAAGCCACAAUGGAAGCAAGUCUUCACACCUGCUUCUCAUUCAAUUUCUCAUUCAACCAAUCUCUGGCUUUGGAGGCUUGCCAAAGCUCAUGUUCUUGCUCAUGAUGCUGGUACUCAUGAACUUCUAAAUCAUUGGUUAAGAGCUCAUGCUGUCAUGGAACCAUUUGUCAUUGCAACAAAUAGGCAACUUAGCGCCAUGCAUCCAAUAUACAAAUUACUGCAUCCACAUCUGAGAUAUACUCUUACUAUCAAUGCAUUUGCUCGUGAAAUUCUUAUAAAUGCAAAUGGGAUCAUUGAAAAAUCAUUUUCACCUAACAAAUACUCAAUGGAGUUAAGCUCGGUAGCAUAUGAUCAACUUUGGCAGUUCGAUUUGCAAGCACUUCCUAACGAUCUUAUUGAUAGAGGAAUGGCAGAAGUAGACCCUAAUGCACCACAUGGCCUAAAGCUAACAAUUGAAGACUACCCUUUUGCUAAUGAUGGUCUUCUUAUAUGGGAUGCCAUCAAACAGUGGGUCAGUGACUAUGUCAACCAUUACUAUCCAACCCCAAGCAUCAUACAAUCCGACCAAGAGCUCCAAGCAUGGUGGACAGAAAUUAGGACAGUUGGUCAUGGAGACAAAUCUGAGGAACCAUGGUGGCCUAAUCUUAAAACACCAGAAGACCUUAUUGACAUCAUCACCACCAUAGCUUGGAUAGCAUCUGCUCAUCAUGCAGCUGUGAACUUUGGCCAAUAUACUUAUGCGGGCUAUUUUCCUAAUCGACCUAAUAUUAUAAGAAACAAAAUGCCAACAGAAGACCCUACAAAGGAAGAGUGGGAAAAUUUUCUAAACAAACCUGAGCAAACUCUUUUGGAGAGUUUUCCAUCACAAAUCCAAGCAACAACAAUGAUGUUAGUUUUUAACGUAUUAUCAUACCAUUCCACAGAUGAAGAAUAUAUUGGGCAAUUCAUGAAUCCAUCAUGGGCUCAGGACCCAACCAUAAAGGCUGCCUUUGAAAGGUUCAAUAGGAGACUGAAGGAAAUCGAAGGCAUCAUAGACUCAAGAAAUAAAGAUAGCAAUUUGAAAAAUAGACAUGGUGUUGGAGUAGUACCUUAUGAGCUAUUGAAACCAUUUUCAGAAUCUGGACUCACUGCGAAAGGAAUUCCUUAUAGUGUAUCCAUUUAAAGAAUAGUACUCUUAAAUGUAUUAGUGAUUAAAUUUUCUUCUUACUAUUUGUGGUCUUGUAUAGAAAACGUUUUAACUUUAGUUUUCCUUUCCUACAUUUUAGCGUGCAAGAUUUGUAGUACAUUAUGGCCCACGUCAAACUUUCAUAAUAGUUUGAAAUAAACAUUUGAUCUUCUUAAAAA
Molecule: messenger RNA, 2753 nt
Organism: Vigna umbellata (rice bean)
Lineage: Eukaryota; Viridiplantae; Streptophyta; Magnoliopsida; Fabales; Fabaceae
Product: linoleate 13S-lipoxygenase 2-1, chloroplastic-like
Biological process (GO): lipid oxidation
Molecular function (GO): metal ion binding; protein binding; oxidoreductase activity, acting on single donors with incorporation of molecular oxygen, incorporation of two atoms of oxygen
Source: RefSeq, a predicted model, not a curated record